AUGUCUACAAAAUUUAUCACACCAUCAAAUUUGACUGCUAAUAAAAAAACAUUUACAAAUGGAGUGACAACCAAUAAUCAUUCAUCUGUUCAAGCCAACUUCAAAGUUAAAACAGGUCUUGCUCAAAUGUUGAAGGGAGGAGUAAUUAUGGAUGUUGUGAAUGUUGAACAAGCAAGAAUUGCCGAAGAAGCUGGCGCAGUAGCUGUUAUGGCUUUAGAACGUGUACCAGCUGAUAUUAGAAAACAAG
Messenger RNA from Entrophospora candida, 247 nucleotides. NCBI's taxonomy places the organism in Eukaryota, Fungi, Glomeromycota, Glomeromycetes, Entrophosporales, Entrophosporaceae. The record is from the annotation of a GenBank genome assembly.